Argiope bruennichi is the source of this 807-nucleotide messenger RNA. It is a transcript of the gene mRpL11, whose product is annotated as 39S ribosomal protein L11, mitochondrial-like. NCBI's taxonomy places the organism in Eukaryota, Metazoa, Arthropoda, Arachnida, Araneae, Araneidae. The transcript is spliced from 4 exons. Gene Ontology annotation, cellular component: ribosome; mitochondrial large ribosomal subunit. Gene Ontology annotation, molecular function: structural constituent of ribosome; large ribosomal subunit rRNA binding. Bases 142 to 747 code for a protein of 201 amino acids. Gene Ontology annotation, biological process: translation. The record is from RefSeq and is a predicted model, not a curated record.
AGUACUCGUAACCAAUGUAUACAAACAAAUCGGAAAGGAACCUGAAAGUCACGUAAUUUUUUUUCUUAGGGAAAAAAAAAAUUUCUUUCAGUAAAUAUUUAACAUUUUCUUUCUUAAGUAAACGUUAAUUACUCUAUAGAUAUGUCGAAAGGUUCCAGGCAAGUUAAAGGGUUUAGAAAAAUUGUUCAGAAAGUCAUUCAUCCUCCUUAUAUAAGAACUAAUAUUCCAGCCGGCAAAGCAAUGGCAGGGCCACCUUUGGGACCUCAUCUUGGUCAAAGAAAUAUCAAUGUUGCUAUGUUUUGCAAAGAAUUCAAUGAAAAAACAAAGGACAUUAAAGAAGGCAUACCAUUACCUUGUAUGAUAAGGAUUAAGCCGGACCGAACAUUUGAGCUUUCUUUUAGUAACCCACCAAUAAGCUAUUUUGUAAAACAAGCGGCAGGUAUUGAAAAAGGAUCCAUGUCACCAGGUCCUAAGGACUGGGCUGGAAAAAUUUCUCUUAAACAUGUUUAUGAAAUAGCAAAAAUUAAAAGUCAAGAUCCUAUUUUUGAAUGUGUUCCAAUGAAAGAAAUAUGCCAGAAAAUCAUAGAUGAAGCACGGACUGUUGGUGUUGAAACUGUACGUAAUCUAACAGAAGAAGAAUAUGCGACAUUUAGAGAAGAAAGAAAAGUUAUUGUCGAUCAACAGACUACAGAAUUGGAGGAAAAACGAAAGGCAAAGAUUAUUAAGCAAGCCAAAGCCCAAUUGUAGAAUCAAAAAUUUAGAAUUUUUUAGUUGUAUAAUAAAGUUUAACUUUGUUUGUUUUAUUAA